This is a messenger RNA of Folsomia candida, 2136 nucleotides long. Its product is annotated as ammonium transporter 1. The transcript is spliced from 9 exons. The coding region runs from base 531 to 2033 and encodes 500 amino acids. Gene Ontology annotation, biological process: ammonium transmembrane transport. Gene Ontology annotation, cellular component: plasma membrane. Lineage: Eukaryota; Metazoa; Arthropoda; Collembola; Entomobryomorpha; Isotomidae. Gene Ontology annotation, molecular function: ammonium channel activity. The record is from RefSeq and is a predicted model, not a curated record.
UGCCUCAUGAAUAUUUAGGGUUUCAAGUUUGCAUGCAAGCAACUAUUUUUUUCAUCCUUAAUUUGCAUUAGCAGAAUUGGCCUAGCUGUCUGUGCAUACAGGAUGAUGAGACUUUUUCCUUUACAUUUUCUGGCUCUCAUCAGUCUAUCAACGUGUCUCGACGUACAUAAGGUGAAAAUGGCUGCAGCUUUUUGUGAUUUCUUAAUCACGAGCAAAGUUAAUCAACCUCUGCAUGUAUACAUGUACUUACAUGCAGCCACAGCUUACCUUGAUUGUGAUGUGAUGUGGUUAAGUGUAAAAGUGUAAUUUGUUACGAGAGUUAAUGUACUAUUUAUAUCAAGCCUCAUGGGCUAAUUUCAUUAUUUAAAUUUAAUAUCUCCUGGAUUCGAUAAACCUAAUUUGUCACUGUAUUCAUACAGUUAGUCCAAAAGCAACAAAUCAAUGUGCCCCCGGAAAAUAUCUCGGCACUGAUUUCUAUAAUAUCGCUGACCACUCCGGCCACCCAAGAAAUCGCCACAUCAUCAGAAAACAUGGAUGACAAAACUCUGUAUCCUGCGGGCAAUGGUAAUAACGGAAACCUGACCAGUUCUGGUAGUCCGUCGCAGUAUGAUUCUGGCGAAAUGGCGUGGCUCAUGGCAUGCACAGCCAUCACGUGGAUCAUGAUUCCAGGAGUGGGUUUUUUCUAUAGCGGCGUGGCACGGUCCAAGAGUUCCCUCAGCCUUCUCAUGAUUUGUCUAUGGACAUGUGCCGUAGUUAGCAUUCAAUGGUACUUGAUCGGAUUCUCGUUAUGUUUAAGCACGAAAGGGAAUCCCAUCAUAGGUGGAUUGGACCACUUGUUUCUUGCCAAUACUGACCAACCUUAUCCCGGCAACCCGAAAAUCCCCACGCUUCUUGUAAGUAUUUGGUACGGUCUCUUUGCUGCCAUCACGCCCACCAUCAUUUUAGGAAGCGUCGCCGAAAGGACGCGGUUCCUUCCCACCAUCGUGUUCAUUUUUUUCUGGACCACUUUUUGCUUCGAUUUUUUAACGUACUGGACCUGGAACCAAAAUGGGUGGACAUAUGUCUUGGGGGCGUUAGAUUUUGGCGGUGGUACUCCAGUUCACUUGUCUACGGGUGCAGCGGCUCUUGCAUUUGCAUAUAUGGUGGGAAACAGGAAAGACCCGACCGAAAAACCACCCCACAAUAUGACAAAUGUCGUUUUGGGGACAAGUUUUAUCUGGUUUGGAUGGCUGGUAGCGAAUGCAGGUUCUGGAAUUUCGCCAAACUUAAGAGCAGUCACUGUUUUUGUUACUACAAACAUUUCGGCAUCCAUGGGAGGAAUCACUUGGGGGAUUUUGGAUUACAUUCGUCACGGCAGAAAGUGGUCGGCGUUGGGAUUUUGUACAGGAUCAAUAUGUGGCUUGGUUGCAAUUACACCAGCGUCAGGAUACGUGUCACCCACUUCCAGUCUUGUAUUUGGUGUAGUUGGGGCCAUCAUUUGUCAUUUUUGUAUGGACUUUAAGGGAUUUUUAUUACGAGUCGAGGUUGACGAUUCCUUUGACGUGUUUUGCGUACAUGGUAUUGGAGGCGUUGUUGGCAACAUUCUCACGGGAAUUUUCGCUCAGAAAUCUAUCGCGGGGGUCGAUGGAAGUGUAAUUGAAGGCGGAUGGCUGGACGGUAAUUGGAAACAGGUUGGAAUCCAACUCAUUGACACGGUGGCCGGCAUGGCGUGGAGUUUCUUUGUAACGGCCCUUCUGCUUUUUAUUAUCAAUAAAAUACCCGGACUUCACAUUAGAGCUGAUCCCAAAGACGAGAGUGAAGGGUUAGAUCAAGCCGAGAUGGGUGUCAACGUAAAUGAGUAUAUUGAAGAAAUAAAAUCAGCUAUUGUGAUGACCGCAAAUAGCACGACCACUCGGAUUACGGUAGGUGGGAGUGACAAUAUUGGGCUCCGAAAAUUGGAACUUCAUAACAAUGGCGAAAUUAGUAAAGACAAAAUGCAAGAAGUGAAUGACGAAACCUCAGAAAAUGCGAUAGAGACAACAGGAAAUUUGUAGUAAAUAUUCAUUUUAUUUCAUGGAUAGAAUACAAAAUCCAUUUUAUGUAAAUGACGUCCUAUUAAUAAACUUUCAAUUUCUUAUGGAAGAUGGUAUGCGCAAA